Paramecium octaurelia is the source of this 2498-nucleotide messenger RNA. The record is from the annotation of a GenBank genome assembly. Lineage: Eukaryota; Ciliophora; Oligohymenophorea; Peniculida; Parameciidae.
AUGGGAUGCUUAGGUAGUCGUCCUUUGAAUGAUGAAAAGACGUCAUCUGAUAGUUUGCGUAUGUUAUUGGAUCAAUUGGGAGAGGGUCAGUUUUUUGAGACCAUCAUCAUCUCCACAUCCGUUUACAAUUAUUGCUACUUUAAGUAGAGAAAGGAUUGGAUAUUGCAGAAGAGGAGAAUCAUAAAGAGCGUGGAUAAGUGGGUCAAGUGUAAUUUGGAAUCUCGAAAUUAUAUUCACUCAUUCUUGGAUUCACAUCCAGAAUCUAUUAUUUUGUUGAGACCUCUUCGUAAUUUCAAGCCUCUCAUCACCUCAGCCACAGUACACACAGCCCUCAUGAAAAACGAUUUCUUUCCCCAACAGAUAUUCGUGAAAUUCGUGGAUGUCAAACAAGCAUAAUUAAUCAAUUUUAGCAACAAUGGAAAAUACACUUUUUUCUUGCAAUUGCAAUUGUACAAGUUACAAAGUCUUAAACAAUUUUACAAAUUCCAAUAAAUCUUCACCAUCAAGAUAUCAAAAAUAUUUAAGUUUGCUCGAUUUGAGUUUUAUGGUUUGAUACACUGGACUUCAACACACAAAUAUGCAGAUUUAUAAAAAUUUAUAAAUAAAUAUGGAUGGUGUAUGAAAUUCAUAGAUAUAAGCGAUAACGGGCCUGAACAUCAUUAGUGUAUAUAUUAUCACUCAUUAAUUAAAGAUUUCAACUCCAACCAAGUAUUUCACAUCGAAGAACCAACCAAAGAAGACAUCUUCGUUAUCAUAGAUCCACAAGGCAAAGUAAUCAGAGCAGAAAGACCUGAAUUUUACAUCUCCAAAAAACCAGAUUAAGUCUGUGAAGAGUUCGACGAUGUUAGUUCUCAGAAAUCCAAAGCGAUCAAGUAUGAGAAGAAGUUACUGAAAGAGUUACACAUCCAUUAUUCAUCAUAUAUCAGCAAGAAUAAACCAUAAACACCAAAAAACACAUUAACAAAAUAUCAAAUGAUGCAAUAGCAGAUAUUCUAAUCAAGUGAGACCAUCAGUGACGUGCAAUACAAAGAUUUUAAAUAACUGUUUAAGAGUGCCCGUUUGCCUUAGAUAUUAACCAAAUAUCAUCCAGGUGAACCAUUUCAAUUUGAACUCAUUAAGCAGACCUAUUUUAAUUAUGAUUUUGAUUAGCAGAAAUUCAAGGAGGUCGCAAAAACUUAUUUGUUGCCUUCCAUAUAUCCUGCAGCUUCCAUUUAAAAAUAGAAAAUACUCUCAGAAACUUGUAGAGAAUUGAAAGAAUCAAUUGGAUUGAGAUGGAAAGUAUAAUGUUUGCAUUAAUGUAGGACCCUGAUUUAAAUCUAUAUUCCAUACCUCAUACGUACACCUUCAGCAAAAUAGAUCUGAUGGAUUUCCUUGAAGAUUUCACCUCGUAGUUCCACUUUAAAUUGAAGUUGUUCUUGAUUAAAAGAAGAACCAUUGAAUGGUAGACAGAUUAUAAAAGUGUGAGCAAAAUAAUGAGAAUUCGUGAUUAGGAUAAAGUGGAAUGGACCAAUCUAAUGAGAGAUUCAUUCGUCUUUUGGGACAUGUAUGAAUUACAUAAUAAAUCCAUCGCUAUCAAGAAUUUGGAUGAGUUAAGACUAUUGAAACAACAAUAAGAAUAACAUAUCACUUAAUUUAAGUAGAUCAAAACUUAGAAUCUCUCUGCCAAUGGUAUGGAUUUAAUUAGGAAAUAUAUAUAGCAUGGCAUAGAUUAUUAGAUAUCAAUAAAUGAGAAGGUGAUGGAUUUUGAUGAAUCCAUCAAAAUUACAAUUAACACCCUACUCUUUGUCUUGUAUGAUGAUUUUGAGAAGUAAAUACUCAUAAUCCUGAAUAAAUUGGCAUCCAUUGAAGAAGAAUUCUAAGAGCCCACAAAUAUCAUCAUAAUCACCUAAUUAGAAAACCUUAACAAUAUAAUAAAUGAGUUCAUUUCUUAAAGAUUUCAAAAAUUACAAAUCUAAUUUUGUCACCUCAAUCAAGUUUGGAAUUAAAACACUGGAUUAUCAUUUAAAUCAGACAUUGUUGAAAAAUAUUUCAAUGUGAGGAGAGAUUAUAAAGCAGUAAUAUACUCUUUAAUUAAAUGAUAGUUUUAUGUUGAUAAGUAUGGUUAUCUUAUGGCAAUUCAAUCAAAUGAUGAAUUUAUAGACAGCCUAUGGAUAAACAAUCAGAAAGAAAUCAUAGUAGAUUGGUUCAUUCAGCAAUUUGGGUACUAUUAUUACUAAAUGUAUUUUAGAAUGACACAUAAGAAUGAUGAUUCAGACUGGAAAUAAAUAAAACUGGAAUGUUGUCAAUUUAAUUAGAAGUAUGAAGAAAUCGUGAGUAGUUAUGAAAUACCAAAACAGAUGGUAGUAACUAUAAAAUCGAUUAAAUGCUUACUAUGGGACAAUCACAAUUAUAGUUUCUUGGAGUAUUCAAAUUGUCCAACUAUUACUCACAACCUAAACGUAAAGCAAAUAGCUUUGUUAAAUAUUUUCAUCCCAAAUAUGAUUAAAUUAAUAAUUUGA